GACAAAUUUGCCGCCAUUUUCGAUUUUUCACUUCCACCUUCCACUGUACAUUCCUUGUCGAUUUUUAUUAGUGUUGGGCGAAUGAAAUCGACAAGAUCCGACAAAACCAAGCAAUAUGCCUCGUGAAAUUAUUACUCUACAAAUUGGACAAUGUGGAAAUCAAAGUAAGGUUACUUUACUCAUGUUUUCAUAGGCAAAAAAUCAUCGCCAAAUAUGCAUAUAUUGAUCGGCUACAAGUUUUCAAACUUAAGGUAUAUAAGCUAAUGGUUUUGUUUUUUUGAAUAGUUGGAAUGGAGUUCUGGAAACAGCUCUGUGCUGAACAUGGAAUAAGGCCAGGUGGGUAGUGAAAAAGAACACUUUCAUGUAAGCAAAAUAUUCUACUGUUUAUCCAAGUUAAAUAUAAAAGCUUAAGCUUUACUGAAGUUAAUUAUACACUGGACUUGAUGGAAAUCAGAUCAAAUUAUCAUCUCAUAUUGUAGUGACUCAAUCAACUGCAUAUUAAUGAUAAAUCUUAUUGAUUUUUUCGAUCUUUUAGAUGGAAUUCUUGAGGACUUUGCUACAGAUGGCACUGAUAGAAAAGACGUAUUUUUCUACCAGGUAAAAUGAGUAGGAUUUACUGUCUGGGGUGACUAGUCAUUUAGUGCCCUGGUCCAGGUUGUUCAAUCGUUGGAUAGCGCUAUCCUUUGAAUAAAUCGUUAUCCGACCAGCGGAUAAGUAUUAUGGAAACCAAUUGCGCUACCCAGUGGAUAGAGAUUUGUUCAGUGGAUAACAUUAUCUGCCUUUUGAACAACUGACGCCUGGUCAUCUAUUCUGGUGAUGGGAGGUGGGGAGGGGGAGGGUAAGGGGGUCCAAAAACUUCAAAACCUGUGCAGAAAAACAUAAUAAAAAACUGCGUAGAGGAAAGUAAAAAAAGUAAAGUCGUGUUACUGAAAUUAAUAAAAACUGCAAACGGCAUAUUCUAGUAAAACUGUAACACUACAGGUUCAAAUCAAUAUUUUUACUUUAAAACCACACCAAAAAAUAGUGCAGAGUUACAUCACUGCCAACCAUGAUAUACUCCUCAUCCUUGGAAACUUAGGCCUCCUUAAGGACAUUUUAACCCCCAAAGGUAAGGCAUUUUGCCCCGUUAUUGAGAUAAUAGACCCCUUAUAUCUCUACACAUUUGUAAAAUGGAUAACAGGCCACAGCUGUCCCUGCUCCACCAGACUAGGUUUAAAUGUAACAGAAUAAGAUCUAGAAGGCUCCCUGGAGAUAGAGAGACUGCUAAAGACUCAAAGUCCCUUGCAUUUCAUUUAUGGUUAUGGGAAUUAGCCUGCAAAAAAAUAUAUAUAUAAAUCUACGGCUUGUGCUUUAAUACCCGAGGGGAAUUUUUUUAACUUGUCUUGUGGACAAGUCUAAGACUGCUAGUAAUUAUUCCAUACUUUGAUUUAGGCUGAUGAUGAGCACUACAUUCCCAGAGCUGUUCUUUUGGAUCUGGAGCCAAGGGUGAGUGAAAGGUGGAUUAGUUAGAGAAAAUUAAACUUUUAGAAGACUUGAAUGUGUAUAAUUUUAUCAUAAUUACCAGGGGAAGUGAUGCAAUGAACUAAAAAAACAAAUGCUCAUAUCAAACAACAUACAUACAUGUACAUACAAAAUGCAAACAUUACAUGCAGGUUAUCAGUCAAUUCAAAAUAGCUUUCACAAGGCACUGUGGAGGCAAGUGUACCUGAGUGGUUAACUUGAACUCCAGAUCUGGAGGUCCAGGGGUUAGAGCAGGGUUCUCAAUAGAAGGCGGCACCCGGCGAUUGAUCGCCGCUUACUUUGGGAUUUAUAGCCGCUUACUUAGUGUUUAAGUCGCUUUUCUUUGCUUUGUUUUGACACCUCUGGCUUUGCUGAAGAGCCUCCUACUUUAUCAGUGAUCACCUCCUACUUAAAAAUCUAUUGAGAACCCUGUAGAGCCUUGUCUGUGGCCUUGUUUCCUUAAACAAAGAACUUUACUCCACCUUGUCUUUCUUCACCCAGGUGUAUAAAUGGGUACAGCUACAUACUGCUGGGGGGUAGUCCUGCAAUGGACUAGCAUCCCUUCUAGAGGGAAGUAUCAAAACUCCUAGGCAUGCUUCCUGCUAAGGAAACUAGGACAAGCUCUAGCUAUAUAGGCCUUUGGCUCGUGUGCGCCUUUACCUUUUUUUACCUCCACAAGGUAUUGCAGUGUGUUUGACAAUGGUAUCCAAGGAUAUAGCUAUUGCAAAAGCUAAGCAGAUUUUUGUUAGUCAAGCAAGUGUUUUACUAACUUAAUAACAUUCUAAGAUGUUUUAGAUGUUUUACAAUGGCUCGUGUUGUUGUUUUUUACUUUCAGGUUAUUGAUACCAUCACAUCUUCACCAUAUGCAAAUCUGUAUAAUCCAGAGAAUAUGUACACAUCAAAACAUGGCGGGGGAGCGGGCAAUAACUGGGCCAGCGGAUAUUCACAGGUUUCUGAAACUAAUAACACUGUGAUAAUUAUUACAAGCAAAUGUAAAAAUAUUAAUGUUAAUGAUUUGUUGCUCUACUGUGGGCUGAUUCAACUGGCCCUGUUUGUUAAAAAGUUGGAUAACACUAUCCACUAGAUAAACCUCUAUCUACUGGAUGGCACAACUUCUUUCCCCAAUACUGUACUUAUGCACUGGAUAGUUAUUAUCCAGUGGAUAGUGCUAUCUAACAUUUGAACAACUUGGGCCUGGUGUACUGUAUAGGCAUUCUGCUGAAAGAAAUCUCAAACAAACAAUUUAUGUCAAACAAAACAUGAUUUAGAAUCACAUCUGGCUCUUGACAAGCAAGCCCAAGGAAGUGGCACAUAUUUACUCCACCAUGUGAAAUCAAGAAGGUGGUAAUCUCUUGAAAUCAGUGACUGAAACAAUCACAGAGAAAAAAGGGAGAACUGUGAACAGUCUAUACGAAGUUUUGCUGAAUUACUAUUAUUAUUAAUUAAUUAUUGAUCCUGAUGGUGUAAUAUUUCUAACACAAUCCCCCUUUCUUAUUUUCAGGCCGAACGCCUCCAUGAGGAAACCUUUGAUAUCAUUGAUAGAGAGGCUGAUGGAAGUGAUAGUUUAGAGGUAAUCUUGCAGAGAAUUACUACACUAGUUUUUUGACCACCCUGUCAGAUUCAGUGAAUGAAAAAGUUUUGAUCUGUCACUCCACCCAUUUGUCUCUGAACCGCCCAUGCAGACCCACAUCUUCUCCACUGCUUGUGAUGUCAUCAGUUUUAACAGUCAAGGACAACUUUGUCGGCUAGCUUGUGCAGGGUGAAGAGACCUUUCAAACCAUACCAGAAUGAGUACGAUUCAAUUCCGACAAAGACCUAUGUAAAGUUGACGCAAAAAUUCCAAUGAAAAAUCUUGUUCCACUACCCACCUACAUGUACCUUUCUUUUCAUCUAAUCUCAAGAUCCUAAAAACUUUUCCAAAAACUCUUCCCACCGAAAUGAAGCCUGCUAAAUGCCCAACAAAAUGAAAAAAAAUGCAAGAAAAGCAAAAGUCAGGACUGCUGUGUCAUUUUUAGACCCAAAAGCUAUCUUGAAAUUUUAAAAAAACAUGCCCGAACUUUGCAAGCUAAUAUUUUGCAUCUGGAUAAGAAGACCACCAACUGUGUGACAUUUUAACAUCUUUGUGAUACAUUUUAGCCCUUUAUAGCCAGACAGUGACCAGAAAACCACUUGACUUGCUUCAAAACACUUUUUUUGGCGAAAUUCCCAGGGGCCAAUGGGUUAAUUGAUUAUGCAAUUUAUGAAAAUUUAUUCCAGGAAAUUUAUGAAAGUCAUCAAUAUUUUUACUGUAUGUUAAUUUGUGGACAUAUUAAUAACUUUUGAACUUAAUAGUCAAAAAUUUCAAAAACAUUUUGUUAUUUUAGUAUAAAUUAAUUAUGUGGUCAUAGCAAGAUGGCGGAAUGUUUGUUUACGAAUAGGGAAACUUUAACAAAUAAUGUGCCAUUCUAUUUGCCUGGUGGAACAACUGGGGUCUUUUUGGCUUAUGGGUUUCAUAUCUUCUGGACAAAAAUCAAAAUGACAGGUAUUUAUAGUGGAAGAGCCCUAAUUUUAUAUCAUUUUAGUAUAAAUUAAUUAAUAGGCAAUGCAAUGUUUUUUUUUGCCUUGCCAUUCUAUUGCUGGUGGAACGGGUUAUGGGCUCAAUUCUGAAAUAAUUAUUUAGAGAAACAAUUUUUAUCAAAAUUUAUGAUUUUUUUUUUUAAUUUUUGACAAAAUGACAACUUAUUUUCCUAAUAUUUUCUCUUUCAAUAGGUUUCCAAAGAAGUUAAUUCAAACAUACUCGGUGUUUCCUCAACAGGUAGUAAAAUAACCAAAGCUAAACUUUUGUUAAUUUUAGAUUGAAUUGACCACUGUACUUGUCUAGAUAAUGUCUUCAUUCAUUCAAUGUCAUAAUGCAUAGUUUUGUAAGAGGGACACAAAAUGGCUCAUUGUGCCGAGAUUAAUGGGGGUGAAAUGGCUUUAGUUAGUAGUUGAAAGUGCUAGAUUUCAAUGCUGUGACCUUGGCUUCAAAUCUUCACUAUAAUCCCUCAGCCAUGUUUGGAAAUAACCUGAAGUCUGAUCUUCCAGAACUGGGGUUGUAAACUUGUUAGUUGCAUUGGAAGUAUUAUUUUGUUUCAUAACCUGAAUAGCCCCAAAUGAGAAGAGCAUAAUGAAAUAAUUGACAUAAUACAUGUAGGUGUUUAUUCAUGUUUUCCUCUCUUAAUUUUUAAGAUAAGGUGUGGCACGGUAUGUCCCUAUACUCCCCUCAAUUUAAUGCUGGGAGCAAUCCCAUUUGAAAUAGGCACUUGAGUACUGGUCUUAAUGUCGUGAUUCUUACUAGAAAUUACUCUAGGGAACAUAGGAGUUGGGUCCAAUUAUUACUAAGACAAGGUACUAAGACUGGCUGUGGUCUUGUCAAACAUAAAAAGUGUAUCAUUAUGUUUUGUAGGAAGACUUCAGUGAUGUUGUUGUCCAGCCAUAUAACUCCAUACUGACACUCAAGCGAUUAACUCAAAAUGCAGAUUGUGUGGUAGGUAAUUGUGCCUUGCACUUAUGUAUUACAAACAUCAGGGUAGGCUGAGAAAACAGACAGCAUUUUGCGACUCAAUCACUGGUUUCCCUGCAAAAUGAUGUCUGAGAAAUGAGCACAAAAAUUACAUACAACUCUACCCAGAUCUGGGUUCCCACACAGCACAACCAAUCAGAAGCACUACCAAGAUCUGGGUAGUAUCGCAUAAUCAAUACAGAAUUUCUGCACUCAUUUCUCAGAGGUCAUUUUGUGGGGAAACCAGUGGUCGCAUUGUGAAAUGUCAGCUGUUUUCUCAAGCUAUCAUCAGGGCUGUGACUAAAUUUAAGUUGGCCAGGAAAUGGAGAAGUCACAGGGAAUUUCAAAAUUUUCUGGUAUUGUCAGUAUAUCUGGUUUCUAUCAAAGUAACCAGAACUAACAUUUGUAGUGAUAUCAAGGCAAAUUCCCAGCCCCCAGCCCUUGGUGGUGACAACCCUGAAUUAUUUUAGUUCUAUGUCCUACUGUCUUGUAGGUAAAGUACAAACUCUUUUGGAUUUAAUGUUGAGCACUAUAAUUUAUUUCUUAGGUGGUUCUUGACAACACAGCCCUAAACAGAAUAGCUGCAGACAGACUACACAUUCAAAACCCAACAUUUUCCCAAGUAAAUCAACUGGUAGGUAGAUUUUUCAAUCUUCUAUAACAUUAUUUACUUGGUUUUUAUUUUGUUAAAUUUUCUUAUUAUAUAACCACCACUGAAAUACCAGUAGAGCUUUUAUGCUAAAACAUGAUAUCUUCACUCUCACGUGGAAAUUAUGACAUAUUAUCUUAAAACUACAUCUGAAAAGUUCACCAUUGCACUUUUGCUACAAAAAAAAAUUAAAGUUGCGCUUUUUGGUAUUUCAUUUGUAUUUAAAAUUAUAUGGUGAAAUAUUUUGGUAUUUUAUUUGAAAUAUUUUUAUAACUCAAAAGAACAUUAGAUGGUUGCCAUUGAGGCAAGCUGAAGCUCAAAAAUAGCCCAGACUUCAUUUCAAUUAGCCCCAAAAUUCAGCAGAAUUGGUUUCACAGUUCUUCUGUUAUUCAAAUUCAUGAAAUAUUUUUCAAUUAAAAACAGAAUUCACUAGCCUCAAAAAGAUCGGAAAUUUCUUAUCUCUGUGUGGCCAUUUAAUAUCCACUAUUUAUAUUUUUAAUCCAGGUAUCCACUAUAAUGGCUACAAGUACAACAACUCUAAGAUACCCAGGUAAGAAUUUUUAAGCAUUAAAAAGUUUGCUCGAAAAAUAAUCUUGUGAUUCUCAGCACUAGGCUUUUAGCCAGACAUUAAAAACUGGCUGUCCAGAAGGCAUGUUUUGCCGUAAAAUUGUAAGAGAUUAAGUGAAUUUUCCUCGUGCUUCUUCCAAAAAUGGGCGUCCAUAGGACUGCUGGACACCCUUCUGGUUAAAACCUUGCUCAGCACCCAGUAACUUUUAAUUUCUUUAUGUGUGUGUUAAAACGUGAUAAAACCCCAGCAAACUUUAAGAGAACAUUAAUUUUAAAACAGGCAAAUAAAAAGGCUGCUUUCCAGCGGUAUUUAAUAAAAUAUCAAUCAGUUAUUAGCACUAAGUGGUCUGUUUACCUUCUUUCAGGUUAUAUGAACAAUGAUUUGAUUGGACUGAUUGCGUCACUCAUUCCUACUCCACGACUGCAUUUUUUGAUGACAGGCUACACACCUCUCACUACUGAUCAAAAGGUAUCUACAUGAUUGAGUAAUGGUUUAUAUGAGUCGUGUUCAAUUUUUUGGUUUGAAUGUGGCUAAAAUUAGCGUAAUUUAGGAAAAUUUAACCUCAAACAAAUUCUGGUCAGCAGUUUUCCCAACUGCGCUGGGGAGGCGUGAUGCCUCUAGCAGGGGCACCUCGUGGCUUACAUACAUAGUUGCUUGCUUGCAGUUCUUCGCAAAGUGUCUUUGCUUUAGUCUUGUUGCUUGCUUGCCAUUUUUGUGCUGUGUUUUUCCCAACCCUCCCUCCCUCCCCCUUUAUUUUAGGGCUAGGUAAGUAUUAGUCGGUAAGGAUUCCACUUAUCAGUUCAGUGUGACUGUGCCUGGUAGGGGCCGCUUGCAGGGUUGUCAUGGAUACCUCCUUCCUCGUGCUAGAGCAUUGCCCGGCUCAAUCAACCUUUACAAGGCCACUUACUAGAUUUGUAUAUGACAUGUGUCCUAUGUACUGCUAGUAUCAGCAAUGUCAGAAAGGUGCUGCUUUUUGAAAUCUGUGUGUGACAUAAUGUCUCCUUGUUUGGUGUUGCAAUUUUCAAGUUUUACAGAAAAAAAAAAUACAUCUGUUAUUUUUUCUCUUUUUUUAGGUUGCCAAUAUCCGUAAAACAACAGUUCUUGACGUCAUGAGAAGGCUUUUGCAAGUGAGUAUGUUAGACCCUUGCUUGGUUUUUCUAACAUUUGACGUGGACCAAAUAGAAAAAGUCAGUCAACACCACCCAAUUAAGUUGCCGAGUUUGAGAGUGAUUUGUUUAAAGAUACAGCUCUGCAAAAUCACGAAAUUUUACAGAUGUGAGUAUGUUAUGGGUGAAAUGGGAUUUCAGGUUAAUUAAUAAUGAUUUAAUCUAUAUAUGUUGAUUCUCGAGUACCUCUGUCUUCCAGCCCUGGGAUAAAGAAAGUUUGACCUGUGCCAUCCCUCUUUGCCCCCACCACCACCACCACUGUAUAAAAGUCUGUAAAUUUUGAAACUUUGUGAGGAUACAUCUUUGCUUACUUCAAAACUAUCACUGUCUUUGUCCUUUUUAGCCGAAGAAUGUAAUGGUUUCAACCUUGCGAGACAGAAAACAUACCCACUGCUAUAUCUCUAUUUUGAACAUAAUCCAAGGUGAAGUCGACCCCACCCAGGUGUGUUACAGUUCAUUCUCUAAUUGAAUCAAGAUUAUCUUGGAGCGUUACCUAGGGCAUCAGUAGUAGGAGUUUAGGGAAAACGAAAGCUAACUUGUGGAUGGUUGUAGCUUCAUUAAACAAUUAAUAAUAAUAAUAAUAAUAAUCAAUGGAAGAAGAAGAGGAGGAACCAGGGAUUUGCAACUUAACCACGAAAAACACCUUUACCUAUCAGCUGGAAAAUAUUUUAUUUCUAAAAAAGACAGGCGAGGUUAUCUUCUGAGGGUUUGCAAAUACGCCAAAUAUGGCGUAUUUUACGGCAAUGUUUUUAAGAUGACUCCACUGAGGUUACAAGGGAGUCACUUUGACUCGCAGACGGUUGCAACAUAGUUUUUUUUUCUUAUCUUUUUCAAUCAAUAUAAUGACAGAUACUUGAAGAGAACUUAAUAAGAUUAUCCAAAGCUGUCCAAGGUUGUUUUUUUGUGGAGAGUUUCUCGUCAGGAUAAAACUGAGUUGUUGCAUUAGUUGGUUUAAUGAAUUUGAGAAAAUGCAAGUGAGUGUGUGAGUCAUCUGGCUGAUAUUCUUGUAUUUUUGUGAUUUAGGUUCAUAAAAGUCUUCAGCGCAUCAGGGAGAGAAAACUUGCGGAGUUUAUUCCUUGGGGCCCGGCCAGUAUACAGGUUUGAACACAGCACUAAUCUAAUAGACCAAGUGCCUUUUACAGUACAAAGGGGUUAAAGCAGUACUUAAAAAAAACUUGAAUUCCAGCUUGUCCUUCGGGCAAUCACCCCGCACGUUUUUCUCGCCCGGGGCAACUACUUAGUUGUCUUAGCUAAUAUGGAGCUUAAACAACGACGACGGCGACAGCAACGAGAACGGCAAAAAAGCGAUAGCUUUUAUUGGCAAAACAACAACUUUGCACGUGCAUCAAGCUUUUUUGUACAUUUCUUCGCCGUCGUUGCACGACCACAACGUGAAAGUGCCUAAUUUCACGUUUUCUCGAGGACGGGAACACAAGACAACAACUUUCCUUUUCUUUUCCUGAACUUUGAUACAGUCCUUUAGAAUUCAACUCCAAAAAAAUUUGCCAACAUUUGACGAGUUAAAUGAGAUGGAAUAAGCGCGAUAAAGUUUGAGGCAGCGCGAAUUCAUUUGUUAAGUGACGUUUUGGUAGCCGUCGCCGUUGUUGUUGCUUAAGCUCCCAAAUGCUUCAGUUGGAGGACGACAUGUCUGGACCCAUUGGGCAAGUGAGCUUUAAAGCGUUUUUAGUUAAGUCACCCGAAAGUCAUGUCGCCCGAAGUUUUUAGUUAAGAUUUUAAUAAAGAGUGUGUGUAACAUAUCUCGUUCUUUAAGCCUUAGUGAAACGAAACAAGCAGGAUAAUUGAGUAGUAUAGUCUCGUUCUUUAAGCUAUGAUUCUAUGAUGAGACGAAGCAAGCAAGAUGAAUGUGCAACCGAUCUCGUUCUGUGUGCGGUGAUGAGAUGAAACAAGUGGGAUAAAUGAGUAAUAUAUCUUUUUCUUAAAGAUUUGAUGAAACGAAACAGGCGCGAUUAACAUGUUUGGAUGUUGUUGAGCAUGAUAAAAUUUCGGGCGACUUGACUAAAAGUUUCGGGCGACAUAACUUCGCGCGAGAUGACUUUCUGGCGACGUGACAGCGUAAACCGCACAGAAUUGAACUAAAACAGCAGUAUCCUUACAAAAUCGCCCCUUUUAACUGGCUUCCAGUUGAAACUUAUCAAGUAUACCCCACUAGAUUUCAUUACACUGAUUAUUUAAAUUUUGAAUGCAUUUUUAGUUGCUUACGAGUUGUGGUUUGAUUGUUGGUAAUGUUUGAUAAUAUUGUCACCCUCUGUAGGUUGCUCUGUCCAGAAAGUCGCCAUAUGUGCAAACAGCACAUAGAGUGAGUGGUCUGAUGUUAGCCAAUCACACCAGCAUAGCAACUGUAAGUUAGUAUAAUAAGUAUGUGGAGCAUGAUCAUCCGAGUGAACAUAGUCCUGAAUAGGACUGUUGUUGACAGUGACUGAUGAUUCGUCAACCUGUGCGGUAGUCAACUUCAGAGUCAAAGUGAGCUGUAUCACUUUGACCAAAAUGGCCUUAAACACUCUUAUUGACCUGUUUGGCCAGUUAAGUUGCUUUGUCCUAAGUAACCUGAGAUCAGGCCCAGAGAGAUCAAGCUUCUUCUUUCUUACGUGGUCGCUCUAAAAACGAAAAUAGAGCCUGAUCUCAAGUUUUGUCCUAAGCGACUGGACAGUUGACAAUUUGACUAACAAUAAACGACUGUCCAACUGUUACGAAAGACGGAUCCAAACGCACCAAUGUCAUUUAAGAGUUUUCAUAGCCAAUAACAUCACGGCUUAACUGACAGACGACCAAUAACCUCCCGAGGUUUUUUGUCGGACGUUUCGCCAACGUCCUGGCCCGGGUUGCUCGAAGCAUGGUUAGUGUUAACCAGCGUUAAAUACCAUGGAAACCUAUACAUUUUGAUACCUCUUAACCAACGGUUAGCACUAACCAGGCUUCGAGCAACCGGCCCCUGUUUGAUAACCUCUGAAGUCGUUUCGCGUAUGUGUUGGGUCAUUUCCGUAAUUGCUUUCGCGUGAUCAGUGGCUGAAAAAACGAUUUUUAUACAUGCGCAUCACACUUUUUUGUAUCAUGGCUCAGCGAACGAGGCAUACACAUGCGCAGCGCUUGUUUCGAUUCUAAGCGAAACGACAUAAGACGCUAGCGAACGGGACGUUAGCGAAACUCGUGGGCGAAACGACCAAUAACAUCGCGACAGUCCUUUUCAGGACUACGCUCACUUGAAAGAUCAUGUCCCCCCUGCUUAAGAAAUGACUGUUGGGUUCAAAGCUUUUAUAGUUUUGUAGUAUAAUGGCACCAAUUUCUUUAAUUGACUAUGUGAGGAAAAGAAAUUCAGUUUGUGUCGUUAGCGUUCUCGAGAACGUUUUUCGCAGGUUGUUAAAAGGGGCAGCGGCACUCUGAAGAGAAUGGAAAAUCUUAAAGAUGUGUUUUCAAACAACAAACAUAUUGUCUAGGCCCGGUUCAGACGCCGAACUUUUCACGAGCCGAACCAAAUACAUUGAAUUAAGAAUCAAUCAGGAACGGCUAUCUCAAUUUGGAUCGGCUAAGCCUUUUUUCCCGCCUAACCCGGAAGGGAAUUUCGACUUUGGAACGGCUUUGAUUCGGUCAAUCGUUGAAACUUUCACGUCCCGAACCAAAUGCAUAGGUUAUUGUAAGUAGUUUGACCGAAAUGAAUGUUUUUUCUCCUUUUGAAUUUAGUUGGGCUGGAAUUAAGAUCGCCGUCUGAAUCAGUUCAGCCGGUCUAAAUAAUUAGGGUCGGCCUUAAUUCGAAUAAGGUUCGGCUUACGAAAAGUUCGGCGUCUGAACCUGGCCUAAAAUGUUCCUGUUUUGUACAAAAAUCACUCCACUACACAAUGAAACUUUUUUAUUGUUACCUUUCUCCAUGUACAAAGACAAUGAAAACUGGGGAUUGCGACUUGCAAGUUCUCACGUCUUAAAAAAAUGCUAAAAAUAAUGCUGUGCUUUCCUUACGAGUGGCUUGACGUGCCCCUUGAAAUUCGAAAUUUUUUGGAAACCGCGAAAGUUAUUCACGACUUUGUUAACAUUUUUAAGUAUUCAUUGAUGUAUAGUAACUUUUUUGAAGAACAGUAGUUCUGUACACAUUUGACGAUAGCCUUUGGACAGCCACUCCCUUGCCUUUAACAAACUUGUUUGAGCAGGAAGGUGCGGCUAAUUAACGCAGACAGGCUAUUAGACGGCUGUACGAUUAUAAAUCACUGAUUUUUUUUUCCCAACAGGUUUUUGAAAAGAGUUGCCGAUUAUUUGAUAAACUGCGUAAAAGAGAAGCUUUCCUGGACAAUUAUAAAAAGGAGGAGAUGUUCAAGGAAAACCUGGAUGAAUUUGAUGCGUCCAGGUGAGUUAUUUGUCAUAGUUUUGUUCUGUACCCAUCCAAAGAUGACGGGAACCUUUACUGAAACGUAGGAUUACUUCCAGGGUGUUAAAACACGGUUUGCGCACGAAAUUUCAAAGCAUUGUAGUCAGGAUUGGUAGAAUUGAUUUCCAAGGUUUACAACUCUGGUAAACUCAACUUUACCCGAAGAUUACAUGAGAUUCGGUGGAUUCAUUCUCUGCGUCAACAGGGAGCGAGGACGGCGACGGCAGUGACAACGACGCUGAAAAAAUUCAUUCAAAUUCCUUUAAUCUUCUUUGCGAUUACUUCAACUGACUUUAUUUUGUAGGCGAAUCCUCCUGAAGUUGAAUUCCUAAGAACUAUAUCCAAGUUCAGAAAGAGAAAGAAAAUAUUUAUGCCCUCUAUAAAACAAGAAAUUAGGCAUUUUCACGUCGUAGUCGUGCAGUGACGGCAAAGAAAUGUACAAAAAAGCGUGAUGCACGUGCAACAUUUGUUGUUUUGCUAAUCUAAGGCCACGUUCAAAUGGCACCGGUCAAAAUUCGACGGCUGAAAAAAAUUGGACACUUUGUUCACACGCGACUGCUAAACAUUUUCGCUCUGUUCACACGGAUUAUUUAUCAGUAAUUAUAUAUCUUCCGUAGGUUACUUGCAAACCCUGAAAUUACCUCGUCGCGUACUUGCACGGCGCAUCCUUAGUCCGAAUUUUUUUCUUUAAAUCACAUCAGUGGUAUAGUAAUCACUUAGAACGACCAGGCCUUAGUUUAUGUACCAAAUUAAAAUCUUAAUUCAAGUAGUAAUACUUUCACUUUAAUGCAUUUUUUGUUUCGUAAAAUUUAACUUUGUGUACUCGUAAGAUUAUAGAAAGGCUUUAAGGUUGGAUCUUUUUACAGAGAGGUUGUCCAGCAGUUAAUAGAGGAAUACCAAGCGGCGACAAAGGCUAAUUAUAUCAUGUGGGGAACUCAACAACAGGUGAGAGAAUCUCCUUCUCACUUACUUCAUAACAGUCCUUUUUUCCUCCAAGAAAAUAUCUGUUAGCUGAAGUUGUAUCCUUUCCCGCCGUUAUUACCCAUUUUGUUGUAUUAUGCUGAAAUUUUGUGUCCGAUCACUAAUUUAGAGAACAGAUGAAAAAUUUUGUUGUCCUACCGUUUAAAUACUAAAAUACGUUCAACAAGAGUUUUCUUGUCCAAAAAGUUUUGCUCAAAACUAAUUUAGAGUGAGAGAAAACUCAAAAAGCUCAAAAUUCAAAAAGGGCAUUUAACGUUUUUAAUCACAUUAUUAGCCUUGUAAAUUUUUCUUGACUUAAACCUAAAUAUAAUAUCAGUAACGUCUUAACAGGCCUGAUUACUAAGACUAGGUUCCUGAGCCAAACGGAGCACGUAAAAACAAGUGAAAUGGCAGCAGAAUCGCGAAGUUAAGGGAAUUUCUUUAACCUUAUUUCGUCCAGCAUGAGGUUUGCUUUUAUGAUUAGUAAGAUAAAUUUUAAUUCUACUGUAAUUUGAAGUCGAUUUUCAACUGUUCCUGUAUUUUUUUGUAUUAAAAAUGUGCUUGUCCCACGGACAAGUCAUGUCAAAGGUUUACAUGUCCGAACUAAAUUUCUACCUGUCCCGGACAAUCGGACAUAGGUUUUGGCACACCCUGACCAUACCGGACAGGGUUUGCGCCGGCAUGAAAACCAUAUCGGAUAGAGCUUUUAUUCACAGUCACACAUAAGUGCGGCGAUUUCGAAGCGUUUUCUGUUACGCCAAUCCCCCGGGAUGGGGGUACUUCCUUAUAGGAGGCUAAUGGGGGUGUGCCGCUGGAUGGGGUCGCAUUUUCAACAGAGUUACUAGAAUGCGGGCGCACAUUUUCGGAUAUUUUUUAGUAAGACAGUUCUUCAUAUUUACGAUUAGCAAACGUACCAGAAUGUUUGUACUGCAGAAGAAAAGUUCUUCUAAAAAAUGGGUCAAUUCAUAAAAAUAGAAAGUGACUAAGUUGGGGAUCACGCAAACCACAUAUUUGCCCAAAAGUGACUAAGAUGGGGUCUGCAAUUGGCCACAGAAUAGACUAUAAUGGGGUAGGACUCUAAGCGGCCCCGGGCGCCGAUCUUGAAAGUGGAUCUCCAACUAUCGGAUCUUUUGUUCCUGUGCUAUCAAUUCAAUGUGAACAACUGUUCAUAUCGGGCCGGGUAUUGUUCAAGUCGACAUGAGAGGCUCAGUAUCCCAGUAUCUCAGUAUAGUGUAGACAAAUCAGUCUUAAGUAUGAGAGACGUCGAAGUUUCCGUUUAUGGACUUAGCUAGCCUGCGAACAAGCUCUUCAUUUGGUGGCCUGUUCCAGACAGUAGGGCGCCGCGUUCAGAUGGUGAGGAGCGAAUUACUCGUACGCGGGGAAUACGAGGGGAAAAAAGAGAGGAGACUGAAGCUUUUCCCUCUCUAGUCUCACCUUUUUCUUUUCCUCGUCAAUUUUUCGCCCGCGCUCUACUAUCUGAUCGCAUGGAACAGGCUAUUCAUUGAAAGAAUAUUGUGAGCAGUCAUGCGUGAGUGGCACGUGCGAGAACGAGGGGCGGGAAAGAAAGGAGAGCUCUCUGUUUCCUCUGCUGCUCGCUCUCGUGUUCUAUCGCGGCCAGCUCGUUUUGCUCGCCACUCAAAAUAGAGAGCUUUAGCUUUCUGUAUAGCCGCAAACACCAUGUUUUACAUUGAAUCGACAACUGAUACUAUAGAGAGCUUGAGCCUAUCAUCGUAAAGGACUGCUUUUCUGCCCAGUUAAAUUCUUUAUUUUAACAGUUGACGGGCACCAAUACUAAACGUCUCAACAAAACUCUUGCUUUCUUUCGGUUCACAGGGAGCUUCUGGUUCAGAUGCGUCCAAGGUUUAAAGAACAAGCUCAGAAGUAAACGUCAGUUCCACCGCUAUCUUGUUGGAAUACAUAAGGGUUUAGUCUGUGUCCCUGUUCGACUCAAGGGAGAGGCAUGCAAAGGAUUUAAUUGCCAGAAGAAAAACGUCAUUAGUUCGAAAUAACAACUAAAAUUUAGGAACAGAUACAGCUGCGUCAAUAGCGCAUUGCAGAGUAUCACCUCAGAGACUAUACAUGACCUAAUCUCCUACCGAGAUCUCUUGUUGACGAAGCUUCGUCAACAAGAGAUCUGGUACGUAUCACUGUCAACUGUGGAUGAAAUCCCAACCGUCAACCAUUCAAUAAAAGCUACUGAGCAUUACUUUCAUGUGGUGAUGCUUAUUAUUAUGUACAAUGAUGUACAAGGUGGGUCUAACUUUUGAGUCUGUGGAUGAAAUUCUUUAGGCAGUGUGACUAUUCUAAAGGAAGCCUCUCAGUUUUAUUUUUCUAUGGUAUUGUUUAUCAUGCUGUAUACACAAGAUGGUUCUAACUUUUGAGUCGAUGGACAAAAUCCUCAAGUGUGACCAUUCAAAUGUAGCAAAUGCAGUACUUUUCUGUGGUGCUGUUUAUUAUGCUGUAAAAAGUGUUUCUAACUUUUCAGACCAUGAGUGAAAUUUAAGCGAGUGGGCACGAUAAAGCAAAUCCUGUAUUCUAUCUAAUUCGCUACCCGUGCAGACAUGAUAGGCAAGUCUAAUUGCCCGCGCGGAAUUCCCCGUUUCGUUCCCGCAAAAAAGGUUCAAUCCUUUGGGGAUAUAAUAAAUUGCGCAUCUGUAGUAUUGUGCUAGCUUUACACGGCGGUUUCAACUUUAAAUUGGAAGUUGAAUUCACUCGCUUUUCGAUACUCAGCGCUAGAACUCAGUGUCAAUAAAAACUUUUUGUAUAUAAACGAGGGACAUGUUAUGCCAGAUUGAGUAAUAAAUAAACACC
Molecule: messenger RNA, 15546 nt
Organism: Porites lobata
Lineage: Eukaryota; Metazoa; Cnidaria; Anthozoa; Scleractinia; Poritidae
Source: the annotation of a GenBank genome assembly